AACUAAUUUUGAAAACCACUGUUAAACCUCUGAACAGCGUUAAGUUUUUUUCCAGGCUUGAAGAACGACAAGUGAGUUUAAGUACUUAUUUAUAUGAGGAAGGGGUGAUAAGACGAAACAUCUGAUUGUGUUUUUAACACGCCUCUGAGACUCUUAUUUUGGAAAGAAAAAAAACACCCGUGUGCCGUCCAUCGUUCAGCGUGUGUAUACACACACACGCAGACACAGAGCAGUUCAGCGGCAUGGCGGCGGAUCUCAAGAUGUCUAAUGGAAAAGAAACGGUUUCACUGAACGGCGAGCCGGCAGUUAAACGAUCCCGGGAGAGUAGCGUAACCGAUUCUUUGCGAAAUUCCCGAGAGCCUCAGAAUAAAGUGACGGUCGUGCUCGGGGCUCAGUGGGGAGAUGAGGGCAAGGGGAAAGUGGUCGACCUGCUGGCUAUGGACGCCGACAUUGUCUGCAGAUGCCAGGGAGGAAACAACGCGGGACACACGGUGGUCGUGGACGGUGUCGAGUACGACUUUCACCUCCUACCCAGCGGCGUCCUGAACAAAAAAGCCACCUCGUUUAUCGGGAACGGUGUUGUGAUUCAUCUCCCUGGGCUGUUUGAGGAAGCAGUGAAAAAUUCUCAGAAAGGCCCAGGGCUGCAGGGUUGGGAAGAGAGGCUAAAGAUUUCUGACCGUGCACAUAUUGUGUUUAAUUUUCAUCAGGCUGCUGAUGGGAUGCAGGAGCAACAAAGACAACAGCAGGCUGGGAAGAACUUGGGAACAACCAAAAAGGGCAUUGGUCCAGCAUAUUCCUCUAAGGCACAACGUAAUGGGCUGAGAGUGUGUGAUUUGGUUGCUGAUUUCUCAGUUUUUGAGGAAAGUUUCCGUGUCCUGGCUAGCCAUUUUCAGACUAUGUAUCCAAACCUCAACAUCGAUGUUGAUGGUGAGCUGGAGCAGCUGAAGGGUUACGCAGAGAAGUUGCGGCCUCUGGUCACAGACGGUGUGUACUUCAUGCAUAAAGCUCUUAAUGGACCAAGCAAGAAGAUCCUCGUCGAGGGGGCUAAUGCAGCUCUUUUGGAUAUCGACUUUGGAACCUAUCCUUUCGUAACAUCAUCCAAUUGCACUGUUGGAGGCGUGUGCACAGGCCUUGGCGUCCCCCCAUCUCACAUUGGCCGUGUGUAUGGUGUGGUUAAGGCUUACACAACCCGAGUUGGUGUUGGAGCGUUUCCCACUGAACAAGACAACGACAUUGGCGAUCUCCUGCAGUCUAGAGGAAGGGAAUUUGGAGUUACUACAGGCAGACGGCGACGCUGCGGGUGGCUGGACCUGGUUUUAGUUCGUUAUGCUCACAUGGUCAACGGCUUCACAGCUAUCGCUCUGACCAAGUUGGACAUUCUUGAUACGUUGUGUGAGAUUAAAGUGGGGAUCGCUUACACUGUUGAUGGCAAGCCUUUGGACAGCUUUCCUGCUAAUAUGGAUGUCCUGACGAAAGUCGAGGUGACCUAUGAGACGUUACCUGGGUGGUGCUGCAGCACAGAGGGAGCACGUACUUUUGACGACUUGCCACCUCAGGCACAAACCUACAUUCGCUUUAUAGAGGAUUUCCUGCAGGUGCCAGUAAAAUGGGUCGGAGUUGGAAAAUCCAGAGAGAGUAUAAUAAAGCUCAUCUAAGAUGCACAGGACAGUACCUAAAAUCCACCACAUGCAUACGUCUUCCAGGGACAUCAUAACAUUUGUGGGACCAGAAAUUCUUGUAGUGGAUUAGUGCUGGACUAAAGAAGAACCUGAGCUAAGAUCUCUGAGAAGGUCCCACUUAAAAUGAGCACCAGCAUACAGUUGCAGACAACAAUUUUAUUUCAAGAAUGAUUCAGGGGACAUGUGUAUGAGACUUCUGUUCUUACAUAUGAUGAAGGCUUUUAUUUUAACUCCUGGACCAGCAUUUUUAUUGUGAUGCUUAAUGCAUAUUGGUUCUGGAGGUCAUACACUCCCACUUUAGAUCUGCACUAAAGUUAGCUUUGUGUAAAUGUAUUCCUUUCUCUGUGCUGCUCCGUAAUUACAAAUGGCUUAUCCCCCUCCCCUCCCCUUAUCUGAUCACCUAUUGUCCAUUUCAUAAGAGGCUCAGAUUACCAUGAUCGAACUAAGAGCUUUAUUUUGAUUUACUGCAUUUUAGGGGCAAAAAACAUCUAUUUUUCCAUCUCUAUUAAAAAUAGGCUUUUAAAAUUAUCUGUAAAGUGUAGCCUAAGUUUUUAUCUAAUCAUGUGUAUGGGGUUUAUUGUAUGACCCUAAGAUUUGAAACAUUAUUUUAAUUUGAGGUGGAUAGUACAUUAAUUUAGUUUCAUGUGCCUGGUGUUGGCAGUCUAAAAACCAGGUUUUUUCAAGAGCUGCAUAAUACAAUAAUGGAAUUAUCCAAGCUUUUUUUAAAUCAGCAGUUUAAAUGUACACUCGCCACAUGGUCAGUUAGAAUUGCAGUAGAUGGACCAAUUCACCGAAAUGCAUACAGUUGCCUUCCACUGGAGUGUGUAGAUUUUCACAUUAUUGGCUGCUGCUUUGGAACAAUAAAGUGUUCUACGUACACUGA
Molecule: messenger RNA, 2562 nt
Organism: Clarias gariepinus (North African catfish)
Lineage: Eukaryota; Metazoa; Chordata; Actinopteri; Siluriformes; Clariidae
Gene: adss2l
Product: adenylosuccinate synthase, like
Exons: 13
Coding region: 243-1655 (470 amino acids)
Biological process (GO): IMP metabolic process; 'de novo' AMP biosynthetic process
Cellular component (GO): cytoplasm
Molecular function (GO): adenylosuccinate synthase activity; GTP binding
Source: RefSeq, a predicted model, not a curated record